AUGAGAGAGGUUAUUAGCUUGAACGUCGGCCAGGCCGGUUGCCAGAUCGCAAACUCCUGCUGGGAGCUCUACUGUCUCGAGCAUGGCAUCCAGCCCGAUGGCUACCUCACUGAGGAGCGCAAGGCUGCUAACGAUGACCAUGGCUUCAGCACCUUCUUCUCUGAGACCGGCCAGGGCAAGUACGUUCCCCGUACCAUCUACGCCGACCUCGAGCCCAAUGUUGUCGACGAGGUCCGCACCGGUGCCUACCGCGGCCUGUUCCACCCCGAGCACAUGAUUACCGGCAAGGAGGACGCCUCGAACAACUACGCUCGUGGUCACUACACCGUCGGCAAGGAGCUCAUCGACCAGGUCCUUGACAAGGUUCGCCGCGUUGCCGAUAACUGCGCUGGUCUGCAGGGUUUCCUUGUCUUCCACUCCUUUGGUGGUGGUACCGGCUCCGGUUUCGGUGCUCUGCUCAUGGAGCGUCUGUCCGUCGACUACGGCAAGAAGUGCAAGCUCGAGUUCUGCGUCUACCCGGCCCCCCAGGUCGCCACCUCGGUUGUUGAGCCCUACAACUCCAUUCUUACCACUCACACCACUUUGGAGCACUCCGACUGCUCUUUCAUGGUCGACAACGAGGCCAUCUACGACAUCUGCCGCCGUAACCUUGGUAUUGAGAGGCCUAACUACGAGAACCUGAACCGCCUGAUCGCUCAGGUCGUUUCCUCGAUUACCGCCUCGCUCCGCUUCGACGGUUCCCUGAACGUCGACCUGAACGAGUUCCAGACCAACUUGGUCCCUUACCCCCGUAUCCACUUCCCUCUGGUUGCCUAUGCCCCCGUCAUCAGCGCCGCCAAGGCCGCCCACGAGGCCAACUCUGUGCAGGAGAUCACCAUGUCCUGCUUCGAGCCCAACAACCAGAUGGUCAAGUGCGACCCCCGCAACGGCAAGUACAUGGCUACCUGCCUGCUCUACCGCGGAGACGUCGUCCCCAAGGACACCCACCAGGCCGUUGCCACCCUCAAGACCAAGCGCACCAUCCAGUUCGUCGACUGGUGCCCGACUGGUUUCAAGAUUGGUAUCUGCUACCAGCCCCCGCAAAUCGUCCCCAACGGCGAUCUCGCCAAGGUCGACCGCGCUGUGUGCAUGCUGUCCAACACCACCGCCAUCGCCGAGGCUUGGUCGGCUCUGUCGCACAAGUUCGACCUUAUGUACUCGAAGCGUGCCUUCGUCCACUGGUAUGUUGGUGAGGGUAUGGAGGAAGGUGAGUUCAGCGAGGCCCGUGAGGACCUGGCUGCUCUCGAGAGGGACUACGAGGAGGUUGCCGCCGACUCGCUCGGCGAGGAGGAGGGUCUUGAGGCUGAGUACUAG
Lasiodiplodia theobromae is the source of this 1353-nucleotide messenger RNA. Its product is annotated as Tubulin alpha chain. The record is from RefSeq and is a predicted model, not a curated record. Bases 1 to 1353 code for a protein of 450 amino acids. Gene Ontology annotation, biological process: nuclear migration by microtubule mediated pushing forces; nuclear division; mitotic cell cycle. NCBI's taxonomy places the organism in Eukaryota, Fungi, Ascomycota, Dothideomycetes, Botryosphaeriales, Botryosphaeriaceae. Gene Ontology annotation, molecular function: structural constituent of cytoskeleton; GTP binding. The transcript has 7 exons. Gene Ontology annotation, cellular component: microtubule; cytoplasm; nucleus.